AUGCCCCUGUGCCCUUCCCGAUGGAGGCUAAGUAGGUUGGCGGCGGGAUGGUUGGAAUGCUAUGGCCAGGAGGUCUGGAAGCCAUGCGGCUGCCGCGAAAGGGAUGCGGUGACGAGAUGUAGUGCAUUACCGCUCGGCUCAGGAAUUCAGAGGAGGCCCUGGCAGGCCAGUCAACGGAUGCGUGGCAGGGGGCCGACAUGGGAACUCGCACACGUCUUAGUCCAACGACAAGCUCUGUCUGUGCAUCUCAACCAACAGGAAUGGAACUCCUUCUCCCCCAAAGAUGGCCUGCAGGACAUUAAAUGCAAGUCAAACAAGUCCGUGACCCGGAGCGCGCCUCUCUACUGCCGUAUAUUGAAGCUGUGUACUCCCAGAGACGCAGACGCAGACGCGGACGCAGUAGGCAAUCCAAAUCUUGAGGCUCACGUGGUCGGAAGAGGGUAUCGGAUCGGACGUAUAAGGGGCGGAUUCUUUCGACGGAGGCGGGCAACAAUAUUGGCCAGAUCGGCCGACCAAUCCGGGCAGCGACGACACGGCUGCAGGGACAAGCCAGCGCCCACGGCGACUGAGAAGGGUUGUAUUAGUCAGGCCAGCCCACAGCUUUUCAAUAUGAUGCUUCAUGCCGUAUGGAAGGCCAGGCCAGCGAAGAGACAAGCCCAAAAAGCCUUCAGGGCGAGCGACAUAGAGAGAAGACAGCGCAAAAUUUUUGGCACAUUGCGGCUUAUUCCGUAUGUCCGCGUCGCCCGUUCCUUCGGAGGUUUCAUUUCGGCAGAGACAGGGCACCGGGCUGCAGACUGGAUGCCGGGACGGAAGAGGGUCACCGCUGGUGUGUGA
Colletotrichum costaricense is the source of this 834-nucleotide messenger RNA. RefSeq lists its product as uncharacterized. The record is from RefSeq and is a predicted model, not a curated record. Bases 1 to 834 code for a protein of 277 amino acids. The transcript is spliced from 4 exons. Lineage: Eukaryota; Fungi; Ascomycota; Sordariomycetes; Glomerellales; Glomerellaceae.